AUGAACAUAUUUUUUAAAAGUAAACAUACGAAAUUAAUUUUAAGAUGUUAUCCUAAAAGUCAAACCUCUGAGCAUAAACCUAAUUCAUCAGAACUAUCAUAUUUAUGCUAUUAUGGCUUUACAAAGCCAAGCAAACUCCCAAAAGUAGGCAUUUUCUUAGAACGUAAAUUGUCUAAAGAUGUUUAUCGUAGAAAACAAGGAGAUAUAAUCGUUUCAUUGUAUAUAUGUAAAGCAUUAAUAGAAAGAUGCCAUAAAGAUUUAAAUCUUUAUGCAGCAAAUGUCGUUAAUAUACUAAAUUCAGUUCUUCGAUCAGGAGAUGUCGAGGCAAUUGAACAUAGUAUUGACUGCUUUACAUCUUUCAUUUCCCACCACAAUGGAUUAAUAUUAUCAUCUGAUGAGAAUUAUGCAAAACAGUUUAAUAUUCUUAUAACAUCUUUUGUGGACUUUGCUAUGGCACAAAGUGGUCCAAAAAUGACAAGAUAUCGCCUCGUAGGAAUGCAAGCAGCUCAAGCCAUUACUUCAUGCGAAGCUAUUCAAAAUUCUAAUUUACGCUAUCUAACAGCGAAAAUUAUUCCAGGUAUUUUGCAUAAUCUGGAACAUAAAAAUGAAGAAUUUUUAUUACAUCUCCAAUCCAAAGCAGAAAUCUUUCAUGGAAAAGAAAAUCGACAUAAUAAUCUUAUAUCACACACCACCCAUACUACUAACGAACAUGAUCCAUUAACUGAUGAAUUAAAUGAAAUAUUAGCUCUUGAGAAUCUUAAGCGUAUAUACGAAAUUAACGAUGGUGCACAUAUUAGAAAUGCAACAUUAGCUUUAAUAUCACAUAUUAAAAACCUAACCAAAAGCAAAUUAAUCAUAAAUUGGGCAGUAACACUAAUAACUAUAAUUACAAAAUGGACACACGUUCAACAUAGAUAUAUAAUUCUUAUAAUUACAGUAGAAAUGCUUGAAUCAUUACCAGAUAAAGACAUACCAUCAAAAGAAUAUUUUCUUCUUACAUCUCUUAUACAUGCAUUACUUUCGUCAAAUGUGAAUUUAAUUGGUCUUUCUGUUAUGGAUAUUAUACAUGCAUUAACAGGAAAAAUUAUUGGACAAAUCAAAGAACUAGAUACUCCAGAUACAGCAAAGCUUUCAAAAAUAAUACUUUCGAAAAGAUCAUACCUUUUUGAAGAUACCAUAGAAAGACUAAAAUUUAAUUCUGAACAGAGAGAGUUCUUUAUUUCAGAACUAAUACAUUGUUUAGGUGCAUUAGCAACACAUAUAUACUAUAGAGACCAAAUUACAGAUAUGGCGGCAUCUUUUUUAAGUUGCCUAAGACCUCUUUCUAAUACACUAUCAGCAUCAGCUAAUGAAGUAAGAAUCGGAAAAUUAUUAGCUUUAGCAGCAGUUAAAGAAAUUUUUGUUAUUGUUAAUUUAAAAUGUAAUCAAAGUGGGGUAUCUAGAUCUAGAGUUUCCUUAGAUAUAUGGAAUUAUACUGCUGUUAUACUAAAAGAUAAUGAUCCUAUAUUACGUUUAGAAUACAUAUCAGUUUUAACAACUUUUCUUAAUGUUGAAUUUAAUUCUAUUGAUGAAGAAUCUCUUUAUAAUUCUGAUACUUCUAAAAUAUCAUCUUCAAAUUAUCUUCAAUCUCUUCAUUCAUAUAUAUAUAUAUAUUCUCUUUUAAUUAAUAACACUGAAACUGAUUAUCAAGCAAUACAAUACCUUUUGUUUGUUUUAACUGAAAAAUUUGGAUCCAAAGAAACAAUAAGACUUGUUCCAGUUAUGUUACAUCUUCAAGAAUCUAUAAAUGAAGAAAAUAUAGCUUUAUCUUCACAACAAAAAAGCACUAUACUAAGCAUUAUUAUAUGGUAUAUGAUAAUUGUUUCAAAAAAGAUAAAUAAUCAGAAGCUUUUUGAAAAAGUAAAUGAAGAAAUGAAUAGACGCAAAUUAGACAAAUCAUGGCCCGACUUUAUUACUUUACAUCCUUCAUUCAUGCAGUCAUCAAUAUGUUCACCACAACCACUUUCAAAAACUAUUGAACCUUCAAAACCAUUUUUAAAUAAAGAAGAAAUAAUCGAUAUUUUAAUCACUACACCUAAGUUCCCAGAAAGCGCAAAAAAAAGUCUCAUGGAAGCAUGGUCACCCGAAUCAUCACUCAUUUUAGAAGAUAUAUCUAGACCUGAUUUUCUUGUAGGAAUUGAUCCAACAAAUUACGAAAAGCAUUCAUCUCCUUCCAAUUCCUUGUCACAAAUAACAUCAAAUCAAGAAGAAAUUUUGUUAAGUGAUACACAUUCUUCUAUUAUAAAGGUAAACUCAUUAAGACGUACUUUAACAGAACCACAUAUCAAUAAUAUAAAAAAAUCUUAUAAUAUCUCAAGUAUCAAAUUAAGUAAAUUUAAUUUAUCACCUGAUACAUUCACAUAUAAAGACAUAAGAAAGAUAAAUCAAGAUACCGUAUCAAAAGAAAUAGAUAUGAACAAGCUUCUCAAUAAUAUUAAGUCAGAAGAAUCAUUAAAUUAUAAAAAACAAUCUAACAUAAGCGCAUCUGCACCUUAUGCUUGA
This is a messenger RNA of Pneumocystis jirovecii RU7, 2541 nucleotides long. RefSeq lists its product as uncharacterized. Lineage: Eukaryota; Fungi; Ascomycota; Pneumocystomycetes; Pneumocystales; Pneumocystaceae. Bases 1 to 2541 code for a protein of 846 amino acids. The transcript is spliced from 9 exons. Gene Ontology annotation, biological process: protein localization to plasma membrane. Gene Ontology annotation, cellular component: plasma membrane. The record is from RefSeq and is a predicted model, not a curated record.